Acanthoscelides obtectus is the source of this 891-nucleotide messenger RNA. Lineage: Eukaryota; Metazoa; Arthropoda; Insecta; Coleoptera; Chrysomelidae. The record is from the annotation of a GenBank genome assembly.
AUGGAUAAUCACACCUCUCAUGUGGUUGAAUUUGCCAGACAAAACUCCAUCAUAAUAGUUACAUUCCCACCACACUGCAGUCAUAAACUGCAACCACUGGAUAUCACAGUAUAUGGGCCUUUCAAAACUAGGUACCGCACUGCCAUGAAUGAAUGGAUGUUGACGAACCCUGGAAAAACAGUUGCUAUUUAUCAAAUUGGGCAAUUUGUAAAAGAAGCAUAUUUGUCAGCUUUCAGUCCACAGAAUAUAACACAAGGAUUUUUGAAAACAGGAAUUUAUCCAUUAAAUUCUAAUAUAUUUAGUGAAGAAGCAUUUUUAUCUUCAUAUGUGAGUGAUAGACUUGAUCCGCAGUCAAACGAUGGUUUGAACUUGUAUAAGGAAAGUAUGGAAAGAAACUUAGAAACAACACCUCCAUCUUCUACAAAAUCGCUUGAAGCUGGCGAAGAAAAUGAGCUUCUAAUAGAUCAGAAUAUCAGACUCUCUCACCGUUCAACCUCCACCCCCACGGCUGCAAAUCCUAGUCAACGAAUUAUAUCACCGGAGAUGAUAAGACCAUUUUCUAAAGCGGGGCCAAGACAAAACACGAAACGAAAUAAUAGAAAAAUGUCAUCUGCUAUCGUAACCGACUCUCCCGAAAGGAAAAAAAUAGAGGAGAAAGAGUAUAGUGCAAAGAAACCAAAAGUUACUGUUAAGAAAAUGACUACAAAAGACUCCAUAAAAACGCUUAAAACAAAAUCAGAAAUAAAUAAAGAAAAUUCCGUUCUGCAAGAUGAAUCUGAUUCGUCUGACUCUAUCGUAUUGGCUGAAUUAAAAACAAAGGGUGUUCGAAGCAAAAUAAACCCAAAGACAAAUAACAAUAGUGAUGAUUGUGUAGUAUGCAGCAAAACAUAA